AACCUAGAUAACAUGUAAAUUAUUAAUCAUUUAAAUAAAUAGCAUGCCAUCUGCAAAUAGCCACUCACUCUGCACAUGGCUUGAUAAAUAUGUUAAACAACACGAGAGCGGAGCAUGAAACCGCCAACCACUUUCCGCCAGCUUUUUUGGGGGGGAGAAGAAAAGCGGGUAUUGCUGCACGAGAGGCAGCAGGAGCGCAGCUCCGUCACACCUCGCUCCUGCUGCUGUACGAGCGCAGGAGGGAAAGACGGGCCCUUUUAUUUCACCAGAAGAAACAAAGCACGGGCUGAUGGCUCAGGGAACUUUCAGUCAAGGGCACAGCUUGAGGCUGGGGUUGCGUGGUUCCUGUUGCGCUCAGCUCCGGGCCGCGCAACAACCGCGCAGCCCCCGCGGUCAUUUUUUCCACCCGGAGCCGCCGCAGCGAGGCGGGGGCGGCCUGUCCCGGUUUGGCCCAGCUCGGCUCGGCUCGGCCCGGCCCGGCUUGGUGGCAGGAAGCACGGGGGGAGCAGCGCCCACCCCAUCCGCCGCGCAGGGAGCGGGCGGAGCCGCGCAGAGCCGGGGCUGCGCUUCCGCGGACACGCCAUGGACACGAGCAGCCACAGCGUCCUCCUGCUCCAGCAGCUGAACAUGCAGCGGGAGUUUGGCUUCCUGUGCGACUGCACAGUUGCCAUUGGAGAUGUUUACUUCAAAGCCCACAGAGCGGUGCUAGCUGCUUUUUCAAACUAUUUUAAGAUGAUAUUUAUCCAUCAGACAAGUGAAUGCAUAAAGAUUCAGCCUGCAGACAUCCAGCCUGACAUUUUCAGUUACUUGCUGCAUAUCAUGUACACCGGGAAGGGGCCGAAGCAGACCGUCAACCAGAGCCGGCUGGAGGAGGGCAUCCGGUUUCUCCACGCAGACCACCUUUCCCAUAUCGCCAUCGAGAUGAACCAGGUGUUCCCCUCAGAAGCCGUGCAGUCUUCAAACCUGUACGGGAUCCAGAUCUCAACUGCCCACAAAACGGCCAAGGAACGUCUGGGAGCAAAGGAGACGCUGGCCAAGCCGGGCAGCAGGUCUUCUGCCCAGGGCGAUCACCCGCAGCUGCAGCUCUCCCUCGCCAUCGGGCUCGACGACAGCUCCCUUGACCAGCAGGUUGCUCGCCCCACCGCGCAGCCGGCUGCGCUGGUCAAGCCGGCAGAAGAGCUGCCAAAGCUCUCCAUCUCCGUAAAGCAGGAGAAGUGUGACUCGGAGCCCGUGGUGUCCCAGAGCUGCACCCCUCCUUCUCCGGACGUGGCCAGCCCCAUCUUUGCCAAGGCCAGCCUCAGGGUGCACUUGUGUCACUACUGCGGGGAGCGCUUCGACUCCCGGGCGGGGCUGCGGGAGCACCUGCACACCCACGUCUCGGGCUCGCUGCCCUUCGGCGUGCCGGCCUCCAUCUUGGAGAGCAGCGACCUCGGUGAGGUGCAGCCUCUGGUGGAGAGCAGGGAGGCUGGGGAGGGUCACCGCCUUGGGGCCUUCCUCCUCAAAGAGGACGAGCAUCAGCUGGAGCACCCGAGCUGCGGCGACCUCGAGCCGCUGCAGAUCGGCCAGCUCUCCCUCAUCUCCAAGGACCACGAGCCGGUGGAGCUGAACUGCAAUUUCUCUUUCUCGAGAAAGAGAAAAAUCAGUUGCACCAUCUGUGGCCGCGGGUUUUUCCGGAAGAGCCAGUUGCUGGAACACAUGUACACACACAGAGGGAAGCAGCCCAAGUAUGGCCGCUGCCAGCGGCUGGAGAGCCCCGCCACCCCCAGGUUUCGACCUUACGGUGACUGUGAGAGCAUGGGGAAGAGCCCCAUUUUAUCUCAAGACCACCUGGACGAAUGUAUAUUGGAAUCUGAUCUUAUCCAAGAAAGCGUGGAUACGAUCCUGGUAGAGUAGUCCUUCCUCCCCCUUCAGGCGCUGGAUAUGUGGGCAUUUUCUGUGCAGUGGGUGGCUGCUCUCUAGAACUGUCUUCAGCCAUCGUUCCCGUCACCACUGAGCUAGUGAAGAACUGUGUUUGGCCUGUGUGUGUACUUUUUUACUUCUCUAACUUUUAAACUCAAGGUAAUUCAAAUCUAAGUCCUUCUUGGAAGCCUCCAUGUAACUCAGUUACAUUUUGAUAAAUGUGAACUUAUUCUUGCUCUGCUUUACUCCAGUUCUUAUUGUGGGCGUGAGGUUUAUACAUCCCCUAAUACACUGAGUGGCAUCAAGGGAUGUUUGUAUCCCCUAGAAUUGCUCUUCUGAAGCUAGUUGAGGGAAGUGUAGAGGGACAUAUAUAUUGCUCUUUCCCAAAUAGUUUGUUUUUAAUUUAAAUAAAUGUCUCAAGGAGAUAAAUCCUGAAGUUUGUGUUGUAUAAUUGCAGUUAAUAAAUCUCUAUAUAAAUAC
Cygnus atratus (black swan) is the source of this 2379-nucleotide messenger RNA. RefSeq names its product zinc finger and BTB domain containing 25 (gene ZBTB25). The record is from RefSeq and is a predicted model, not a curated record. Lineage: Eukaryota; Metazoa; Chordata; Aves; Anseriformes; Anatidae. Gene Ontology annotation, cellular component: nucleus. Gene Ontology annotation, biological process: regulation of transcription by RNA polymerase II. The transcript is spliced from 3 exons. Gene Ontology annotation, molecular function: RNA polymerase II cis-regulatory region sequence-specific DNA binding; DNA-binding transcription factor activity, RNA polymerase II-specific; protein binding. The coding region runs from base 115 to 1893 and encodes 592 amino acids.